UUUAUAAGCACAUACAUAUAUAUGCAUGUUAUAGAUUGAGGCAUCACAAUGACAAAUUCAAAGGGAUACCGUAGAGGAACAAGGGACUUAUUCUCCCGUAAAUUCCGAAAACAUGGAACAAUUCCUUUGUCUACAUAUAUGAAAGUAUACAAAGUGGGUGACAUAGUGGACAUUAAAGGUAACGGAGCUGUUCAAAAGGGAAUGCCUUACAAAGUUUAUCAUGGAAAAACUGGCCGUGUAUUCAAUGUAACUCCCCAUGCUCUUGGUGUAAUUGUCAACAAGAGAGUCCGUGGGAGAAUCAUUGCUAAGAGAAUUAAUGUUCGUAUUGAACAUUUGACUCAUUCCAAGUGCAGAGAAGACUUUUUAAAACGAGUAAAGGAAAAUGAGAAACUUAGGAAAGAAGCAAAGCAAAUGAAUACUAAAGUUCAGCUGAAGAGACAGCCUGCCGAACCUAGGCGUGCACAUAUUGUAUCAGGACGUGAAAAUCCAAUUCAGCUUGCACCUAUCCCUUAUGAGUUUAUUGCUUAAAAUUUAAAUAAACAGAUUUUGAAAAGAUGAAA
Molecule: messenger RNA, 560 nt
Organism: Ceratina calcarata
Lineage: Eukaryota; Metazoa; Arthropoda; Insecta; Hymenoptera; Apidae
Product: 60S ribosomal protein L21-like
Exons: 1
Coding region: 49-528 (159 amino acids)
Biological process (GO): translation
Cellular component (GO): ribosome
Molecular function (GO): structural constituent of ribosome
Source: RefSeq, a predicted model, not a curated record